This is a messenger RNA of Rodentolepis nana, 3345 nucleotides long. The record is from the annotation of a GenBank genome assembly. Lineage: Eukaryota; Metazoa; Platyhelminthes; Cestoda; Cyclophyllidea; Hymenolepididae.
AUGGCCCAACGAACCUAUCAGGGGACAACCUUGUUAGAUUCAGCGAAAAGGGUUGUAGAUGCCUUGUAUAAAGCUCGUAUGAAUAAAUGCCGCACGGAUCGCUUCUUCUUGUUUACACUCAAUCCGUUUCCACAGAAUGUUUUGAUGUCAGUAUGGAGACAGGGUCAUGAUUUACCAUCUUUACAUGCUGCUUUAAGUAAAAUUAAUCCUGAUGGUGUGCUAGACCUUGGAGAAGGUAUUGCCAAUGCAUUUAGGAUUCUUAACUUGAAUCGGUUUCAGGCUAAUUAUGAGACUUACGGAAUGGGCUGGAAUCCGUCUUUAGCUGAGCAUGCUGUCGUAGUUGUAAUAACACACUCAUCCGCCUCCCUUGUGGUUGAUGAAAAGUUGGCAAAUAAAUGUGGGGAUGAUGUUCUCGCUUUGACUAUCGGCUCACACAGAUGGGAUUAUUGGCUCCAGGGCAUUGUUCUUCACUACUCUGGACUAGUUGAAACAGUGGAUUUCGUGAAUCCUCCUGAAUUGUCAGAGAAACAUUUGGUUAGACCUUGUGCAGAAACUGGAGGAAACGUAUAUGUAUUUUUUGACCCGAGGGAUUUUGUUCGAGAUAUUGAAAGUGUCUGUUCUGGAUUUCGCUGUGGCCUUAUGGUAGAUAUUGUGGAUGAUACUCACGAUCACUCAGAUAAGGAACCUUUUAAGCAAUUAGUAUUGCAAAGGGAGAAUGUUAAAGUUAAUGCGUUUUGGCCAAUUCCCGAAGGAUAUUGGCCUGGACCAGAUCUUUCAUUGGAAGCAUUGCUACCUCGUCCUUCAAAUCCUUGCAUCCACGUAUUGCCUCCGAAAGAACCGCCUCCGAAAUUUCCUGAGAAUUUCCCCAUUGAUCGAUAUGAGUUGGAUUCAUCGCCUCUUACUCAAAAGAUUAUCGAAAGCAGAAAUCCUUCUGUAGUAUGGCCGUGCCUUGUAAAACGUAGUGGUUUAAAGAGUGAUGCACCAUUUGGUUAUUGCAAACUAUCCCAAGAUCUAAAAGUGCAUUUAUACAUCCUUCCUUACAAUUAUAUGUUCUUAUCUGAACUUUUAUGUAAGCCUCUUUUACUCCUUGUUUACAAUGAUCGAUUAGGCGAUUUGGACAGUCCAUAUGGAUUGCGUAUAACGGAAUUAUGGAUUAGAAAAAUGCUCACUUAUUACGAAAGUAUUCCACGUUAUUACCAUUCUCAAUUACUAAAAGCCUUUGAACGAUCGCGCAUUCCCAAUGUCAUUAAAUCGGAUGGGAAACAGGCGAUUUCAUUUAAAUUCUCAAAUGAGAUGCAGAGGCUUCAUUCAGAAGCACGAGCUGCUUUUGACCACUUAGUGAAUAUCAUUUCUAAUCCUCCGGAACCUUCUCAGUCUAUUUUGAUUUCUAGAAUUACAUCAUCAGGGCUCAUGGAAAUAAGACGGUUCAAUGGAGCUGAAAAACAGCUAGCCAGGAAAUGGUAUGAAAAUGCCAGUUAUAUUCCUCGUUCCAAGCUAAGGAGAAUGUUACCAAAACUCAGGAACAACUUUGAUGACAUUCUUGAUGGAAUCGGCCGACCCAUGGACAAUGAGAGCAUUCAUACUCAGACUGUCAGUGAAAUGGGAAAUUAUACCAACUAUAGAUUUGCCCAGCCGCGUGUUGCACCUUUGAGAGAUCUUAUUCAGGCCCCUGAACGCGUGGAUACUUUUGGAAAUCCCUUCCAUCGAAAAUCAAAUGCUGGCUUUUUGGUUGACGAAGUGUCUGUCGAUGAUAUGGGGUUCUCGGGAUCUAUGGCCUUCCAAGUACAUAGGAGUGCUUUUAAGCCUAGAGGAAGGGUUAGGGGACCAUUACCUUCGGAUUUUCGUCUCUACGUCUCUCGACCUAAUAGCUCUACAUCGUCGUCUCCCUAUCCUAUAGAUAAUAAAUCUCAUAAUCUUCCUGAUCUCAAUGGCCAUCAUAUGCCUGUCUUGGACAAAUCUCUCCAUUCGGAGUUGAAUGGCGGUGGUGUUAGUGCUGAUUUUUAUCCAUCUCAGGAGGAAUCAGCCUUUAAGACUAACGUUGUAGUCGUUAAUGAACUUGUGGAAAUUGUGCGAAGUCCAUCGAUAGAUGGUUCCAAGUUGUAUAGCCUCCUAGAUAGGCUGGAAGGUAGUCGUCAAAACAAAUACGACUCGGUAUCCUACGUAAUGGCGGAAGCGUUGCGUUUGAAGAGAGUGGAUCUGUUUAAACUCCUCACUGAAUACCGUUCGCACAUAGGAUUACUCCCGGUUGCAGAAGGCAGAGUUAAUGGUUUAGAUCAAUCAAUUCAACUUGUGAAUGGAUCUGGAGAUGAACUUGAAUACUAUUUGAACAUGGUACUCUUUGUCUGCGGCCGACAAUUCAAUUCAAGUGCCGAACACUUGAAAAGAUAUCGAACUUCAAAUUUCGAAGAGAUUUUUGACGCUUUUAUGGAAUGCAACAACUUUGAAGAAUUGGAAGUAGUUAAAAUCAACUCCAGUAAUGAGAUUCUUUAUGUCCAUCAGAAUGAAAUGGCUGUGGCAAAAUUUAACUGGGUAGGUAAAAAUGAUAGUUUUCUUCCGCGUUAUGCUGGAACCUCGGAAAUGACUACAUGUCAUGCAGUUAUUCUUACGUCUUCAAUUGGCUUUUCCAUUGGACAUCUUGAUGGAAGUUGCUAUGAAGCGACUAGGGAUUUUUUUGAGGUUUCUGUGGGAAAUCUCCGGCAUAAUGCCAACGAAGUCUUUGAUGCCCAUAUUGUUGGUGGCUUCCUAGAUGAAGGAGGUUUUUCAAUGCAAUUAAUGUCACAAAUAAUGUCUUAUCUGCUAACUUCAUCUCACAAAUUUCGAUUGAAAACCCUUUUUUGUUAUUACCUAAAUGAUCGACAGAAGACAGAAUCCAGCAGUAAACAGGUACAUGAACCGUUAUUUCGAGCUGUAGUAUUUGACAUUGAAACAGGCAUAGUGAAACCAGCCUCUAUAGAACCGAAUGGGAGAGGUCCUUUGAGUGUACUGCGAAGCGCCUCUUUCUACGCAAACGCACUUCGUAUGAACAACAUUUUCGAUCCCGUUUCUCGCGUAUUGCGUUUUGUAGAAUUCCGUAUCCCCCCGAGCGAUAUGGAGCAUCUUGCUCGAAGGUCAAGGCGAACAAAUGCAGAGCUUGCUAAUUGUUCUACAACUCCCAACCAAGAAACCAAUCACUUUUACGACAUGCUGAGACGUACUGGCGAUCUACUUGCUCAUAUGCUGGUGGAGAAAAAGAAUUUCUUUGAGAAUGGGAAUCUGGAGUUUUCGUAUGAUGCUAAUUUAAAGUGCUGGAUACCACUGAAUCCUCAAACGGAGGAGGCUCUGAGACAUCCUUUGACUUCUUUUUAA